Messenger RNA from Diabrotica balteata, 336 nucleotides. Lineage: Eukaryota; Metazoa; Arthropoda; Insecta; Coleoptera; Chrysomelidae. The record is from the annotation of a GenBank genome assembly.
AUGUAUCAAUUCUAUACAGAUACUAUAGAAAACCCAGUAAGUCUCACGAAGUAUAAAAACGUCUUUUAUUCAAAGUUUAAUUUACAGUUUAAGACACCACAUAAGGAUACAUGUCGAAUGUGUGAUACGUACAAAGCCCAAAUAAGUUCUGCACAGGCUACACACAAAGGAAAUCUAGGAAGAAAUCACAGGGAACAUCUUGAAAUUUCAAAUGAAUUAAGGAAUGAAAUGAAGGUUGAUUUAAUAUGCGCGCAACAGGAUGAAACACUGGAGACCCUGACUUUUAAUCUCCAAAAAACUCAUCCUUUACCAAAAAUACCGACUGAAGUCGCAUAG